This is a messenger RNA of Gryllus bimaculatus (two-spotted cricket), 468 nucleotides long. The record is from the annotation of a GenBank genome assembly. Lineage: Eukaryota; Metazoa; Arthropoda; Insecta; Orthoptera; Gryllidae.
GUGGUGUUCUUCACGGACUACGAAGACAGAAGCCUGUGUCGCAGCAGUGCGGAGUGCGAGCGGUCUAAAGCCUGCCUGCAGGGCAGGUGCCUGGACCCCUGCCCAGGCGUGUGUGGGAACGGUGCUAUAUGCCGAGUUGUACAACACACUCCUACCUGUUACUGCCCGGAAGGCACUCUCGGAAACCCGUUCGUCAAAUGCGCUCCGCAGAUUGGAGGACCCAUGUGCUCCGUGGAUUCUGACUGCAACCCGACCAGUUUUUGCGUGAACGGCAGAUGCGAAAACCGUUGCCGGACGAAUCCACCGGUGUGUGGGUUGAACACUGUUUGCACCGCCAACCCUCGUUCAGUAGACUGCAGGUGUUUGGAAGGCUUCAUUGGCAACCCAUUUAAAGCAUGCUUCCCCCAAGAGGGUACGUAUGAGUGUUUCUCUCGGAAAGCUCUCUAGUUGCUACAAACAAAUAUAUUC